Erpetoichthys calabaricus (reedfish) is the source of this 1994-nucleotide messenger RNA. Its product is annotated as sarcoplasmic reticulum histidine-rich calcium-binding protein-like. NCBI's taxonomy places the organism in Eukaryota, Metazoa, Chordata, Cladistia, Polypteriformes, Polypteridae. The coding region runs from base 327 to 1994 and encodes 555 amino acids. The transcript has 4 exons. The record is from RefSeq and is a predicted model, not a curated record.
GCGAGUGACAGCGACACGGGGGACGGCAAAGAGCCCGCCGCACAUCGAGAAGGCUGCCUCAGAUGGCACGCCGCGGCGCCCACGGGGGUCUUAGCUAACACUCCGGCGGAUUAGGCGCCUGCUAAGUGAACGACGACGACGUCACUCUGGCGCCUGAUCUGCGGCCUUCCGGCGUCUCCCCGUCUCCGGGGCAACCGGGCAAGGCGCCAACCGCGCGAUACUUCCGUCCGCCCGAGAAGUCGGAACAUCCGCGGGGCGGCAUCGCGAUAAGCGGCAAGGCAUAAAGCGGCCCGCCCGGCCCGUGCCCGGCCAUUCCAGUGUCUACCAUGGGCUGUGAGCAGAGCCAGCAGAGCGUCGGACACCCGGCCUUGGAUAAGGACACACUAGGAGCUCAAAUGUUCGUUAAACGAAAUCGCAUCCACCCACAGGACGCGCUCCACACCUGCCUGUUUUGUGAAAAAGAUCGGAUUAACCAGCAGAUGAAGCCCGGACAGGAGCAGAGCCUCCGGCCGGAGACCCCAACACACACGGCUCAGGACGAGGGGGUCAGUGACGAGUCAUCGGUGGAGCUGUCCGACAUGGAUGAGCAGACCGAGCCAGAGGACCAGCUGGACAAGAUGGCGGCCUCCAUCCCCGAGAGACCCUCCAGGGGGCACUGGCCUUUUGACGAGGACCCGUCCUCCGCAGCAGACGAGCUCUCCAGUGACGAGGCGCCCUCUCCAAGUUCACCGGAGGCCGAGGACGACAGAGUGUCACCAAGCACACAGGGCACAGGUGACCAGGAGCCCUCAAAGGGAGAGCAGUGCCAGCAGAACGAGGACCACACUGAGCCCGGGGGGCAGACACAUACGGAUGCCUUUGGGUGCCCGGCGUUACCCCAGAUGGACACGAGCGCCCCGGGUGUCACAUCAGAGGAGGCAGGGUCACCGAGAACGGAGCGCUUUGGAGGUGAGCCGCAGGUCUGGCUGGACGGGCCCACCGUGAAGGAGGAGGAGGAGGAGGACGGUGGCCAGUCAAGACCCUCAGUGGAAGAGGAGGAGAGACAAGGAGGUCCUGAAAAGCACAACUUGAUGAAGAAGGAGGACGAGGCAGAGGAAGAGGAGGUGAAGGGAGCCUCCCCGAGCAGCGAGCAUGACAGAGACGAAGGCCCAGGAGACGAGGAGCACACGUCCUGCACGAGACCCGGGCAGGACGAGGGAGAAGAUGACGACGAGCAGGACGAGAGGUCGCCCAUCGAAGAGGAGCCCACAGCAGAGCCCGAGGCUCAGAAGGACGAGGUGACUGCACUCAGUCCUGAACCGGAGGGACCGGCUGUAGGACAAGCGUCACUGACCGAGGAGCUGUGUCCGGGACCCUCUGCCAGUGAAGAUGCCCACCCUUGGGACCUUUUAGAGGGCCACUCGUCUCCCAAAGAGGACCAAAGCGCAGCCCUGGACACACACGCUGAAGACAGAGGAGAGCGUCCAGCGAGUGACACGGAGAUGGCAGAUGACCCCCUGACGGGAGUCCAAGGCGACCUCCAGGCAUCCUCUGAGCCCAUGGGGCACACUGACCACAGCGAGUCCCCGAGCGAUGAAGACAAAGACGACGAUGACGAGGGUGACCUCCUGCUGGACGAGCAGCCGCCUGCUCCCGGCUCCAGCCAGCAGAGGGAGCCCAGCCGGACGUCGUAUGCGCGCGGCGACUCCACGGAGAUCAGGUCGAGCGCCUCUGCCGGACACCUGGACGAUGAUGACAGCGAGGACGAGGAGGACGAGGAAGAGGAGGACGGCUCGCUGGAGCACAUCGAGCUGCUUAGGAGGAAGAGCGACCGGGGCGACCGGGCGGCCGGCGACGACUGGAAACACAAGCGCGUGCUGGACAUGCAGAGGAAGCUGCGCUUGGAGCGCGAGAGCAACCUGGCCGACCUCAAGAGCCUCGUGCAGAGCUGCAUCCUCAUGAAGAAGAGGCUCUCCAGAAAGAGGGUCUUCAUGGAGGUGGAGCGCGAGACGUGA